Molecule: messenger RNA, 558 nt
Organism: Protopolystoma xenopodis
Lineage: Eukaryota; Metazoa; Platyhelminthes; Monogenea; Polystomatidea; Polystomatidae
Source: the annotation of a GenBank genome assembly
AUGAACAUUAAGUCUGACACCGACUUUGAGUGGACCAAGCAGACACGUACUUACUUUAUGGACGAUCUGGACAAGUGCGUCAUCUCGAUCACGGAUGUCGACUUUGAAUAUCAGAAUGAGUUCCUUGGCUGCACUGAACGUCUCGUCAUUACACCAUUGACGGAUCGCUGUUACAUUACUCUGGCUCAGGCGUUGAACAUGAAUCUUGGCGGGGCUCCAGCUGGUCCGGCAGGCACAGGAAAGACGGAAACAGACAUGGGACGUUGCCUUGGAAAGUAUGUGGUCGUUUUCAACUGCUCUGAUCAGAUGGACUUUCGUGGUCUUGGUCGAAUUUUCAAGGGUCUUGCACAGUCCGGCACAUGGGGCUGUUUCGACGAGUUCAAUCGGAUCGAGUUGCCCGUCCUCUCGGUUGCCGCCCAACAAAUUGCCAUCAUUCUUUACGCCAAACGGGAUGGUCGAACUCAAUUCAUCUUCAUGGACGGUGACAAUGUAGACAUGAACCCGGAGUUUGGUAUCUUCCUUACUAUGGUAGGCAGCACUGGUAAUAUAGUGUUUUAG